CCGCCACCCCUCCCGCCCCCGGGGCUCGAGUCAACUGGGUGUUUCCUGCUUCUCAGUCCGGAUUUGGAGACUCCGGCGGCGUCCUGCGACUUUUCAUGGAAGAGAUGUCAGGAGAAAGUGUGGUGAGCUCAGCGGUGCCUGCAGCUGCUACCCGCACAGCUUCCUUCAAGGGUGCCGGGCCCAGCUCCAAGUACGUGAAGCUGAACGUGGGAGGAGCCCUCUACUACACCACCAUGCAGACGCUCACCAAGCAGGACACCAUGCUGAAGGCCAUGUUCAGUGGACGCAUGGAAGUACUCACUGACAGUGAAGGCUGGAUCCUCAUUGACCGCUGCGGGAAGCACUUUGGGACGAUCCUCAACUACCUUCGAGAUGGGGCCGUCCCCUUGCCCGAGAGCCGCCGGGAGAUCGAGGAGCUGCUGGCAGAGGCCAAAUACUACCUGGUGCAGGGCCUGCUAGAAGAGUGCCAGGCAGCCCUACAACAGAACAAAGACACUUACGAGCCCUUCUGCAAGGUCCCUGUCAUCACCUCCUCCAAAGAAGAACAGAAACUUAUAGCAACUUCAAAUAAGCCAGCCGUGAAGUUGCUGUAUAACAGAAGUAACAACAAAUACUCCUAUACCAGCAAUUCUGACGACAAUAUGUUGAAAAACAUCGAACUCUUUGAUAAGCUUUCUCUGCGCUUUAACGGACGGGUCCUGUUCAUAAAAGAUGUCAUUGGGGACGAAAUCUGCUGCUGGUCCUUUUACGGCCAGGGGCGCAAGAUUGCCGAAGUCUGUUGCACGUCCAUCGUGUAUGCCACUGAGAAGAAACAGACCAAGGUUGAGUUCCCUGAGGCCCGGAUCUAUGAGGAGACCCUGAAUAUCUUGCUGUAUGAGGCGCAGGAUGGCCGGGGACCUGACAAUGCACUCCUUGAGGCCACAGGCGGGGCAGCUGGACGCUCGCAUCACCUGGACGAGGACGAGGAACGGGAGCGGGAGAGGAUCGAGCGUGUACGGCGGAUCCACAUCAAGCGCCCAGAUGACCGAGCCCACCUCCACCAGUGAGCGGGCGUGCCCAUGCGCUGCCCUCCUUCACCUCCUUCCCCGCUCCCUGCACUGCCCCCCCCCCAAUCCUAUGCAGGUUUCCAGACACCUUCCACUUACCCUGGAGUCUGGAAACACUUUUGUAACAAGCCAGAGGAUUAUUUUGAUACUUUUCGACAAGGUGGAUUGAUAUCUUGACCCAGGUGUGUGCACCCCUGUUGUUGAGAGAGCUGUGUCUGAGGUCUCUACUUUUCGUGAGACUCUGAGAACUCGUGGAGCCAGGCUUGCUUGGUUCUCGGAGGGAAAGUAUGAAUGUGUUUGAAGUAUAUGUGAGAAGCUUUGUUUGCAGUAUUUAUUUUUGUGGGUGUUGACUACCUAUUAGGGCUUCUUGGGUGACACUCCCUUAAGGGUUCAGUUUAAUGGUCUUGGGGCCACCAGGGUGUCUGCUUCCUACCUACACCUUCCAACUUGGCAGGCCGGCUCCUCGUGUUCUGACUGGGCAGUCCCCACUGCUUUGCAGGACGUCUGUUCUGCAGAGUAGUCGCGAGGCUUCUGUGCCCCACGUGCAUGCGUAAGCAGUUCCAGCCGCAGCAGUGGAGGUGACUCCUGCCCCCGAGCAGCACAGCUGUGGUCUGGUGCUUGCUGCGCCCACCGCGUCUGCCACUCCGCGGGCAGUGGCUCUGCUUCCUUCUGGGCCUUGCCAUUGCUGCUUGCUGCAGGAAGGCGUCUCUGCCACCCGGUGGGCCGCAGCUCUCAACGUGCUGCUCUCAGGGACCCACUUCCUCUAAGUGGGGCUUGCUGCAGUGACUGGGUGACUGUCCUUUGCUUAGAAAUUCUGUGGCCCCAGACACAGUCCUCGUCUGACUCCAGGCUGGGACACCGCUAUACCCCAAGUUGCAGGGAGCCUGCCUACUGACUGAGGGCAGUGUCCUUGCUGGAAACCCCUUCAUGUCUUUGAUUCUACGCAGAAUAGAGGGGUGUCGGCGAGCAGGUUGAGAAGGUGUGCAGAUACCUUUGGGUCUUUUUGUAUUGUGUCUGUUUAAGGGAUGUGUGUGACUGUCGGUGGGGAUGUGUGAUUGUGGGCACAGGUGGCCCUGGCCAGAGCCGUGCUGAGCGCACAGCGCUCGUGUAGGACGAUGUUCUCGGUGACCUACCUCCAGGUUCCUCUGCGCAGGAACCCAGGCGAGCUGUGACUGACGUGGGUGGUGAGAGCAGACUAGGUGGUCACAAGGAUGCAGGUGUGUGAGGAGUAGUGGAUGGACUUUUGUCUGCUUGGUAAAGGAAUUGUUAAUGUUUUAGACCAAAGGUGUUAAUAUGGGCAGCCUCUGACACACGCAUUCCCCCCCCAAAUGAGUGUCUAUUUUGUGACGGUUUUUACAGCUCAGACUUUGUACAUACUGCCCUACCUGUGACAGUUGUAUGCCUUUCUUUUGUAUCCGGCAGCAAAGCCUACAAAAAAACUUGCGAACAAUCAUGACUGAACCUAAGAACCAUGUACUGGGUAGAUGCUUUUUAAACGAUUGUGUGAAAAACUUUUGUAUUAGGCUAUUUGGAUUUUAUUAAGUGCUAAGAAAAAGGGAGCUUACAAAAUGUCCCAUAAAUGUUUUAUAUUGUUUGUCUUAAACGCCAACCCUGCCAUUUGGGUUGAGCUUUUUUAGGAAGUUAAAGGGAAUGUCAGUUCUUAUGUUUUCUGUAGGAAUGGAAAAGCCAUUGUAUAAAUUCUGUUUUGUAAAUGCUGUUUGUGUGCAGAGUAAGUUUGUAGAACAGUCUGAUGACUUGUUUUGGUUUCUGCGCCUCGUGACCUACGGCUGCUGGCAGCUCUCUCUUCCCCUCCCCUUCCCCGGAGUGUGGACAGGAGCAGGUUGGAAGAUGUUCCUUGGUGAAAGGGGUUCUCAGCCACGUCCAGCCAUGAGCUGACAGCGUUAGCUCUUCCAAAGCUCUGGUACCAAACACACUGUACCGGGAACUGACUUUUCACAAGGGGCGAUAGUAUUUAUAGUCGUGAAUAAUCCAAGUAAAACACUAUUCUUGGAGUUGGUACAGAGUAAGCUUUUAUUACACUGUAAAUAGCUAACAUUUGAAACAAAAGUUUAGAACAGCUUUUGGUCCAUGGUAACCAAGUUCAAUAUUUUGAAUCAGUCCUUUCUGAUUGUGGCGAGUGUGGGCCAAGGCUGUCACAGCUCCUGGCAUAGCGUCUCUUUCCCACUGCCUUCCUGUGCUGGACGGGCUGGUUGGCCUCUGCGCAGGUCCUGGGCUCAGCUAGGUGUACCCUCCCGCACCUGGUCCUCACAGCUGCUCUUCAGCACCUCCGUGUGAACAGCACUGAGUGCUGUCUUCAGGACUCACCAGAGUCACCGUCACACUGUUAAGCAUGCCAUCAGUCUUCUUGUAUCUCUGCACUAUGAAAAAAUACUGUAAGCUUUAGAAGCGGUCACCGUGUCUGUCUUGUACAAGCCUUUGUGGACGUAUGUCAAAUAAACUUACAUGAUGCUUCUA
This is a messenger RNA of Jaculus jaculus (lesser Egyptian jerboa), 3521 nucleotides long. RefSeq names its product potassium channel tetramerization domain containing 10 (gene Kctd10). Gene Ontology annotation, cellular component: Cul3-RING ubiquitin ligase complex. NCBI's taxonomy places the organism in Eukaryota, Metazoa, Chordata, Mammalia, Rodentia, Dipodidae. The transcript has 7 exons. Gene Ontology annotation, molecular function: ubiquitin-protein transferase activity; protein binding. Gene Ontology annotation, biological process: negative regulation of Rho protein signal transduction; protein ubiquitination; proteasome-mediated ubiquitin-dependent protein catabolic process. The record is from RefSeq and is a predicted model, not a curated record. The coding region runs from base 96 to 1046 and encodes 316 amino acids.